This is a messenger RNA of Penicillium arizonense, 1713 nucleotides long. RefSeq lists its product as uncharacterized. The record is from RefSeq and is a predicted model, not a curated record. Gene Ontology annotation, molecular function: pyridoxal phosphate binding; cystathionine gamma-synthase activity. The transcript is spliced from 5 exons. Bases 1 to 1713 code for a protein of 570 amino acids. Gene Ontology annotation, biological process: transsulfuration. NCBI's taxonomy places the organism in Eukaryota, Fungi, Ascomycota, Eurotiomycetes, Eurotiales, Aspergillaceae.
AUGGGAGAUAUUGGUCAGACCUCAGAGCGUUGGUUACCCCCAAAGACACCCCAGUCAUUCCCAUUGGGUAAAAGCAACAUCUACCCGUCAGGCGAGCAACAUGGAGUGAGCGUUUCUUUGCCUACAUGGGACUCUGUAAUUGGACUUUCCCGAAAGGAGGACUGGGUUCUGAAUAACCUGGAAUGCAGCUAUCCUCGAUUUUAUAUUAACAAACCAGUUCGAGAACUCUCAUCUGCUGUUCUCCGACGGCUUCUUGUCUCGGAUAACAGUGUGCGUUCCAUGGUAUUUGCCUCUGCUACCGCUGCACGAAGAUGCCUCGCAGCCCUGAGAACCUCUAGGACCCAUGUCGAGAAUCCGACGGUCUUCGAGGUCGCUCGCUUCUUCAUGCCUCUAGAGUCAUUCCAAGGUGCUACAGCAUGUCACUGGGCGAAUUUCUCCGCCGUUCUUUUCCCAUUUGAGUUAUUGAAAGAAGCAAUGGCAUUUUGGAGAGACACUGGUAGUGGAUUAUCUACUCGGCAUGCUGAGUUCUGCCUAGGUGAACUGGACUAUCUUGAUUGUGAUUCGGACAACCCAGAAUUCCGCAGUCCAGCUCCCCUGAAAAGAGAUCAUCGCCGCAUCCCCCAAUCACUGGCUUGUGUUCAAAGCGCAGCUUCCAGUGCCCCUGAACUACGGUCCAUUCUUGCAAAGCUGGCUACCUCUGACAGGCCAGGUGAGCCGGAUGUGCAUGCAGAUGAUGUAUUCCUCUAUCCAAGCGGAAUGAAUGCCAUAUUCUCACUGUCUGAUAGUCUAUCCUCGAUAACUCCUAACUCGAAUGUGGCGGCUUUUGGAUGGCUGUACCCAGAAACAGUCGAAGUCCUCCGAGGCGGUUCCUGGAAAACUUGCCUGUCUUACAAAUUCGGAACAGAGGAAGAACUAGACCAACUAGAGGAAACACUCAAAUCCGGUCAACAGAUCAAAGCUCUAUUUUGCGAAUUACCCAGCAACAUCCUCCUCUGCUCGCCAAAUCUCCCUCGAAUCCGUACUCUCGCCGAUAAAUACGAUUUCAUCGUAGCCUGCGAUGAUACGGUCGCAGGUUUCGUUAACCUAGAUGCGAUUUCCUAUGUUGAUGUCAUGGUAUCGAGUCUUACGAAGACAUUCAGUGGGACGUCUAAUGUCACAGGAGGAAGCCUCGUCAUAAACCCCAACUCCCGUCACAGGGACACAAUAAAAAUCGCUCUCUCAACCAAACACGAAGAAACAUUCUUUCCACUGGACAUCUUCACACUAAGCGAAAACUGCCAAAACAUGGCCUGGCGUGUGAAACAAUGCAACGCAAAUACACUCCCGCUGGUGGACCUCCUCAACAAACACAAAUCCAUCGCAACAGUCCACCAUCCAUCCAUAGCACCGACAGCAUCAGUAUACGAAAGUCUCCGACGGAAAGGUGGAGGCUACGGUAACGUGCUGAGUAUAAUCUUCCACAACCCGGCCAGCGCGGAGCAUUUUUAUAAUGUGCUAGAUGUGUGCAAGGGGUCGAGCUUUGGGACGAAUUUUACGCUGGUUAUUCCUUAUGUUCAGUUGGCGAAUUAUUGGAACCGGGAGAAGGUUCCUAAGUAUGGGGUGCCGCAGCAUAUUUUGCGGAUGAGUGUUGGGUUGGAGGAUUGUGAGCAAUUAGUUAAUACUGUUGCCAAGGCGUUGAAGGAGGUGGAUGUUUUUGAGGGUAAUCCUGUUUAG